UUAUACAGUUUAGCAGAAAAAUAAAGCCCUAAAUGAGCGCAAAGAUAUCAAAUCUCACUUGAGUCGCGCAAAAUUCCACUCGACGCUUCUAAAACUACAAAAAUUGAGCCAUCAAUCUCUGAUAAGGAUUUUGAUUCUAUCUUUUGGAUGAUAAAUUCUCUUUAAAUCGCCUUGGAAACAUUCAGAAUUCUACAAUGGGAGCGAGUCGCAAGCUACAAGGAGAGAUCGAUCGUGUUCUCAAGAAAGUCCAAGAAGGUGUCGAUGUGUUCGAUAGCAUCUGGAACAAGAUUUAUCUUGAUAAAGGAGGAAGAAAGAGUUGUAAAAGAAUGUUUAUGAUACGGAUAAUGCGAAUCAGAAGGAGAAAUUUGAGGCUGACUUGAAGAAGGAAAUCAAGAAGCUGCAAAGGUACAGGGACCAGAUCAAGACUUGGAUUCAAUCGAGCGAGAUCAAGGAUAAGAAAAUUAGUGCCUCUUAUGAGCAGGCCCUGGUGGAUGCUCGGAAGCAAAUUGAGCGUGAAAUGGAAAGAUUUAAGAUCUGUGAGAAGGAGACUAAGACAAAAGCAUUUUCUAAAGAAGGCUUGGGCCAACAACCCAAAACUGAUCCGAAGGAGAAGGCUAAGUCAGAGACAAGGGAUUGGUUGAACAAUGUGGUUGGAGAGUUAGAAUCCCAGAUUGAUAGUUUUGAAGCUGAGAUUGAGGGGCUGUCUGUGAAGAAAGGAAAGACGAGACCACCUAGACUGACACACUUGGAGACGUCAAUUACACGACACAAAGCUCAUAUAAUGAAGUUAGAAUUGAUUUUGAGACUAUUGGACAAUGAUGAAUUGAGUCCAGAGCAAGUCAAUGACGUGAAAGACUUCUUGGAUGAUUAUGUGGAACGUAAUCAGGAGGACUUUGAUGAAUUUGAUGAUGUUGAUGAGCUCUACAGCUCAUUACCUCUAGACAAGGUGGAGUCUCUUGAAGAUCUAGUUGCAAUUGGCCCACUUUCCAAGGGUGGUCCAAUCUUGAAGACAUCUUUGGCAGCAUCAUCUCAAUUGCCUCAGGGUGGUUCCUCCCAGGAGCAUGUUGAAGAUACAGCUUCCCAGGAUGGUAAUUCUGAUAUAGCAAAGACCCCACCUCCAAAAAGUAGUACAAUUAAUUCUUCUGCUGCAGCAACGCCAGCUGGGAGCCAUGUAACCCCUGCUCCACUGAAUCUUCCACCACAUAGUUUGUCUGGUGCUUCAUCUCCUUCAGUUCUUCCAGAUUCAAAUUCUGCCCAAGGCCUCUUGGAAAGCACUGGCACCACCAAUCCUCCUUCUCCUGUAAAUUUGUCUAAUGCUACAAAGGAAGAAGAUAUCACAAACUUCCCUGGCCGUAGGCCAUCUCCAUCCCUUGCUGAUGCUGGAGUACGAGGCAUUGGUAGAGGUCUAUCCGGUCAGCCUUCAUCUACUAUACCCCUUGUUUCUGGAAGUGUGGCUUCUGGUAACGGAGCCCUUGGUGCUGUCCCUCCUGCCUCUGACAUGGCAAAAAGAAAUAUUUUGGGAGUUGAUGAGAGACUUGGGAAUAGUAGCAUGGGGCAAUCUUUGACAUCACCUAUUAGUAACAGAAUGAUCUUGCCUCAGGCAGCCAAGGCAAAUGAUGGAAGUGCACCUGUUGAUUCUAGUAAUCCUAAUGAGUCUGCUGGACUACCUGGCAGAGCAUUUUCUCCUUCAAUGGUUUCUGGCAUGCAGUGGAGGCCUGGAAGUUCGUUUCAGAAUCAAAAUGAGCUGGUGCAGUUUCGUGGAAGAACUGAGAUAGCUCCUGAUAUAAGGGAAAAGUUUUUGCAACGGUUCCAGCAAGUGCAGCAGCAAGGCCAUAGCAACCUGCUUAGCAGCAUGUCUCCUCUUGCUGGAGGAAAUCAUAAUCAGUUUUCUGCACAACAACAAAGCCCUCUCAUGCAGCAGUUCAAUCCUCAAAGCUCGUGUUUCUCUAUCCCACCUGGUCUGGGACAUGGUGGCCAAGCACCUGGUCUUAAUAGUGUUACCUCUGCAAGCUUACAGCAGCAACCAAACUCAAUCCACCAGCAGUCUAGUCAGCAGGCAUUGGCAACAAGUGUUCCGAAGGAUGCUGAUGUUGGCGUUGCAAAAGUUGAGGAACAACUGCAGAGUUUACCUGAUGGUUCAAGUUCUGAAGCUAUUCCAACUUCUGGGCUUGCCAAAAAUCUCAUGAAUGAAGAUGAUUUGAAAGCUCCAUAUGCAAUUGAUUCUCCUGCUGCUGUCUCAGGCUCUUUGACAGAACCUGCUCGAAAUAUUAGGGAUAUUGAUCUUUCUCCUGGACAACCCUUACAAUAUAACCAAUCUUCUAGUGGUCUUGGUGUUAUUGGCCGGAGAAGUGUUUCCGAUCUUGGUGCCAUUGGUGACAGCCUCAGUGGGUCAACAAAUUCUGGAGGAAUGCAUGAUCAAUUAUACAAUAUGCAGAUGCUUGAGGCUGCAUAUUACAAAAUUCCUCAACCUAAAGACUCAGAACGAGCAAGGAGCUACACUCCAAAGCACCCUGCGGCAACACCUGCUAGUUACCCUCAAGUUCAGGCACCCAUAGUGAAUAAUCCUGCCUUCUGGGAACGCAUAAGCAUGGAUGGAUAUGGCACUGGCACUGAUACACUGUUUGUUGCAUUUUAUUAUCAACAGAACACUUAUCAACAAUAUCUAGCUGCAAAGGAGCUGAAGAAGCAAUCUUGGAGAUACCAUAGAAAAUACAACACAUGGUUUCAGCGGCAUGAGGAACCAAAAAUUGCUACUGAUGAAUUUGAACAGGGAACCUAUGUAUACUUUGAUUUUCACGUGGCAAAUGAUGACCACCAACAUGGAUGGUGUCAGAGAAUCAAGACUGAGUUCAUCUUUGAGUAUAACUAUCUGGAAGAUGAACUUAUAGUAUAGGAGACUUAUAGGUGCGUAAGGCUAUACAACUCUAAUCUGCUGUGUUUUGCUUUGUAUAUAUAAAUACUGUUUAUCAUCCAUUGAAUUUCAUUGGAACUAGCGUCAGUCUGAGGGCACAUGUGAAAUUCAAAGAUCAAAGAUAUUUAAACCUCUGAUUUAGAAUUAUUAUUUUAUGAUGUC
This is a messenger RNA of Gossypium raimondii (Peruvian cotton), 3073 nucleotides long. RefSeq names its product general negative regulator of transcription subunit 3. The transcript has 17 exons. NCBI's taxonomy places the organism in Eukaryota, Viridiplantae, Streptophyta, Magnoliopsida, Malvales, Malvaceae. Bases 518 to 2893 code for a protein of 791 amino acids. Gene Ontology annotation, cellular component: nucleus; CCR4-NOT core complex; P-body. The record is from RefSeq and is a predicted model, not a curated record. Gene Ontology annotation, biological process: regulation of DNA-templated transcription; nuclear-transcribed mRNA poly(A) tail shortening.